Messenger RNA from Nerophis lumbriciformis (worm pipefish), 1218 nucleotides. The record is from RefSeq and is a predicted model, not a curated record. Lineage: Eukaryota; Metazoa; Chordata; Actinopteri; Syngnathiformes; Syngnathidae.
AUGUCGAUGAGCCCCAAGCAUACGACCCCCUUUUCCGUGUCCGACAUCCUGAGUCCGCUGGAGGAGAGCUACAAGAAAGCGGCCGCCGCUUUGGAGGUCGGCGGAGGGGCGGCGGCCAACAACCUGGGGGGCUACCGACAGCUGCAGGGGUCCCAGGCGCCCAUGCAGCAGCAGCAGCAACAGCAGCAGCAGCAUCCCCACCACCACCACCACCAUCACCACCACCACAUGGGUCCCAAUGCCGGCAGUGGGGGAGCGGGUGGAGGGAGCGCCGGUGCCGCUUACCACAUGAGCGGAGUGCCGCAGCUGUCCCACGCCGCCGCCGCUGCCGCGGUGGGCGGAUACUGCAAUGGCAACGUGCCCGGCGAGCUGGCGCCCUACCAGGAUGGCGUCAGGGCCGCUGCCGCUGCCGCUGCCGCCGGAUGGUACGGGGCCAACACCGCCGCUGACCCGCGCUUUUCCACCAUCUCCCGCUUUAUGGGUUCAUCACCGGGCAUGAACAUGGGCGCCAUGGGAGGUCUGGGUUCCCUGGCGGAGGCCCACGCCAAGGGCAUGCACGGCUCCUUGAGUUCGGCGCCACGCCGCAAGCGGCGGGUUCUCUUCUCGCAGGCGCAAGUGUACGAACUGGAGCGCCGCUUCAAGCAGCAAAAGUACCUGUCGGCCCCCGAACGCGAGCACCUGGCCAGCAUGAUCCACUUGACGCCCACUCAGGUGAAGAUCUGGUUCCAGAACCACCGUUACAAGAUGAAGAGGCAAGCGAAGGAUAAAGUGUCCCAGCAGCAGAUACACCAAGAGGGGGGGACCGCCUCAUCCUGCCAGCAACAGCAGCAGCAGUCCCAGCAGUCUCCGCGCAGAGUGGCGGUUCCGGUUCUGGUGAAAGACGGGAAGCCAUGUCAAGGUAGUGGCCCGGCGGCAUCGGCCCAGCAACAGCACCUACACCACCACCACCAUCACCACCACAACAACCACACGCAGCCGCACCAGCACUCUCAGCAAGCCGCCAACGUGAUGCUGAUGUCAAGUCAGCAGCAGGUGGGAAGUGCCGGCCACUCUCCGGACCUGGCUGCGGCCUCGGGCGGACCUCCGCUCUCCGCCAGCCCGUCGGCGCUCCACGGCCAAGUGGGCCAAGUGGGCGGCCUGUCUCACCUCAACUCCCCCGCGGCCGAGUACGGAACCGCGCUGCAGUGCUCAGCGCUCCUCUACGGCAGGACGUGGUGA